AUGGGUUUGACAGUGGCACCACUCGUUGUGAAUGUGAAUCCCAAUUUGAACGUUAUUCUUACGGCAUGUCUCACCGUUUUUGUGGGUUGCUUUCGUUCGGUGAAGGAUUCUCCUCCAACUGAGACGAUGUCGAAAGAACAUGCCAUGCGUUUCCCAUUGGUUGGGAGUGCUAUGCUUCUCUCACUCUUCCUACUGUUCAAGUUUCUCUCGAAGGAUUUGGUCAAUGCUGUUCUUACAGCUUACUUCUUUGUUCUCGGGAUCGUCGCUCUUUCGUACAGCGACAUUGUUGCCUGCUAUCAGAAGGUUGGACUGUUUUUCUAUGAUAUUUUCUGGGUUUUCUUUACUCCGGUUAUGGUUAGUGUUGCCAAAUCCUUUGAUGCUCCGAUCAAGCUUUUAUUCCCUACGGGAGAUGCUCUAAGACCCUACUCUAUGCUUGGGCUUGGUGAUAUUGUCAUUCCGGGUAUUUUUGUUGCACUGGCUCUGAGAUUUGAUGUGUCGAGACGCAGUAAACCACAAUACUUCACGAGUGCAUUUGUGGGAUACACUGCUGGAGUUGUCCUCACUAUUGUAGUCAUGAACUGGUUUCAAGCAGCACAGCCUGCUUUGUUAUACAUUGUCCCAGCCGUCAUUGGGUUCUUGGGUUCUCACUGCUUCUGGAACGGUGACAUUAAACCGUUGAUGGCGUUUGAUGAAUCGAAGACAGCUGCUGAGGGGGAGGCUAAUAAGACUCAUGAAGAAUGA
Molecule: messenger RNA, 741 nt
Organism: Thlaspi arvense
Lineage: Eukaryota; Viridiplantae; Streptophyta; Magnoliopsida; Brassicales; Brassicaceae
Source: the annotation of a GenBank genome assembly